AUGCAACCGUCAAAAUGUUGGUCUUUUUCUCAUUCCCUCUCUCCACCAACACUCAUUCCCCUCAUAACCUACAUCCUCUUCUCACUUCUCUCAGUUUCCUUCAUACCGAAUCUCUAUACAUUUUCAUCAGCAAAACUUGUCAAGUAUUCAUCCAGUGACCAUUCCAAGAAUCUUGGAAUUAUGAAUGUCACCAUUGAAGAACUCUCCAUUCGAGAAUACUAUGAAGUCAUCCGAGAAUUUGAUUGGAAUGUAUCAAACAACACACCAAAAUCUUAUUAUCAUAUCAUUCAUAUUCGAUCCCAUCAAAUUGCUGUGACUCCAAAACCAUUCAUCACUUUCAAUACGAGUGGAGUGAAAGAUUCCGAUAUGGACAAUUAUUAUGACACUCUUUUGACCAGGUUCGAAGAGAUUGAAAAUCCCUAUGAGAUGCUCAGAUUCUUGUCGUCCUUUGCGAAAAACUUUGUAGAACCUCAAGCAUGUUGUAGUGCCGAUGAUGAUGGUAUGAUGGUUGGAUGGACCUAUACGGAGGAUUAUUUUGCAAGACAUAAUUGGAGUAUGACACUUGGAGUUAGUGACUUUGAAUGGGUGUCACCUUAUUCCAAGAUGAAUAAGUAUUCAAUCUAUUCAAAUGAUCAUCCCAAUAAUAUUGUUAAUAGUUUUGAUCAUACUAUUAAAAGAAGAGUGCAUGAAGAAUUAUGGAAGACUCAUGCCGAGAAGACACAAUCGACUCAUUCAGCAAAUGGAGUGAAUAUCAAACAAAAGAAAACCUCUCUAAGUGGAGCCAAUUUUAAUGUGAAAUUGGGAGAGACACAUUGGUUAUUGGAUCAAUAUUGGGCCAGUCGUUCAGCAAUUGCCAUGGAAAUUGAUUUGUUGGAUCACUUGUUUUUAAAUUUAAAGAAUAAUUUGUAUUUACACACUUCAAAAAUGAACAACUCCUUGACAUUGGAUGAAUUACAAAAAUUCCCAUUUAAUGACAUGUUCAAAGCCAUCCCAACAGAAGGUGUCAAGUCGAUACUCGUUUUGAAAACAUCCUUUCCAGUGGACCUCUCAGCCAACAUCACACAAACAUUCACACCGGAACAAAUUGAUGAAAUUUCGGGAGUGAUUCAAGAAGACAUUAUGAAUAUUGUGAACACUCUUGAAACUUUUAAAGUCCAUUACCCAGAUUGUAAAAUUCUCAAUUCAACUGCUACACACGAUAUGAGAAAUUAUCACAUUGCCCUAAUUCGACUCAUUAUGGGUUUUGGAUGGAUCAAUACCAAACAAUAUCUCUCAAUCGUUGUUUAUUUGGCGCACAUCAAUGCUGACGUCUAUCAUGGAGCAUUUGAGGCACCCUUCACUUCCUAUACAAAUUAUUUCUAUUGGAAGGCAAUGAAAAAAUUAUAUGAGAAUGGAUAUUUGGAUACUGUGAUCAAUUCACCUGAAUUUGACGUUGGUUUUAACACAUCCGCUCCAUUCUGUUCCAAACAUUUAGUGUCACUUUUCAUGCUGUGGAGACAAUAUGCUCAGUAUAUAAUUUCAGAAAGAUUCACACCAACAACAUGUUUUAGUUCUUAUAAUUCCUAUCUCUCCAUGUAUCACUAUAAUUAUGUGGAUGCCUAUGGAUACUUUAUUUAUAAGGAUGUUAUGCUUUACUUGAUUGUUUUUGUAGGAAUAAUUUUCUAUAUUGGACUAUUUUUGACCUAUUUCAUUAACAGAAAGACUGGAAAUAUUACGGUGAGAAGAAGAUUCUUAUUACCAUUCGUUGGACCACUCUGUUUUAUGGCUCUUCCUAUUUACUUUAUUGAACCUGUUUGGAAUAAUCAGUAUAUUGACAUCUUUCGAUCAAAAUCAUCAUUUUCAGUGACUGGAAUUUAUCCAAACUUUUUCAUUUCACUAUUUUUUGCAACCUACAGUGUGACCGUAUUGAGAUUUUAUUAUUUAAAGAAUUUAUAUUGGAUCAUGAACAAAAUGGGCACUAGUAAGACAAGUUCCAAAAACAUGAAAUUUCACAAAAUUAUGGUCUCCAAACCAGCCUCAAUUGUUUCAACAAUAAUUGUCACCAUUUUUGUGUUUGGAUGUUGGCUCGCUUAUUAUUUUAAUGUUUAUGGAAGUACGGACGUUCAAAGCAUUUCAGCCUAUAAUACUCAAUUAGAAAUGCUUUUAUUGGUUCCAUUCGCAUCAUUGGUGAUUCUACUUUCUCUCAUUUGUAUUGUAUGUCUUGUGGUGGAUUUAGUUGCCAAUCGAAAGAAAGUGCAACAACAAGGAUUUAAAAAGUUUUUCCUUGAUGAUCCCUUCUACUUGAGAAUUGAUUUGGCCUUCAUGUUUGUCGUGGCAGCACUCGCUUGUUUCAUUUAUUUGGGCCUUGGAUCAGAAACCACACAAGCUUCAAAAGCUCUUUUAUUUAUUCUUCUUGUGAUUUGUUAUUUGGUUGUGGGUGGAAAUGUGAUCAUUUAUGAACUGACCAUGUCUCUCUUGUAUUUCAUACGAUAUGGAUCCUCCAAAUAUACUCGAUUGCAAUCAGAAAGUCAUCGAAAACCAUUAUUUGAAAUUCUCAUUACAGAUCCAACAUUUCGAAAAAUGUUUCGAGAAUAUUCCACAAGUGAAUAUGCAGUAGAGAAUUUACAAAUGUAUGAAGAAUUGGAAAAAUUGGAAAAGAAUUCUCCAUAUGUGAGUUUGGAAGACUUGCAAUAUAUUGAGGAGCAAUUUAUGAAACGAUUUUCUCCUUUUGAAGUGAAUAUUUCAGCAUCAGCUCGAAAACAAUUUAAUGAAUUGUUGGAAAGAGCCCAAAAUACUCGAGAUUAUGAAUACUCAUCACAAGUGUUAUUUAGUGACUUGAAGAAUGCAUUGCAUGGUCAAAUAAUGCUCAAUAUUAUGGAUACUUUUUCUAGAAAGGAAUUAACAUCAGAAUUUAAGAAAUGGAAAGAAACUAAGGAUUUACAAAAAGAAAUUGAACUAGGCCAAUAA
Molecule: messenger RNA, 2946 nt
Organism: Naegleria fowleri
Lineage: Eukaryota; Heterolobosea; Eutetramitea; Acrasida; Naegleriidae
Exons: 2
Coding region: 1-2946 (981 amino acids)
Source: RefSeq, a predicted model, not a curated record